AUGAGAAACAAAGUAUUGGUUUUGCCAUGUAUUUUGUUGCUGCAUUGUUAUCUAGUCCUGACAAUGAAGAGUCCAACGCAAGAGAAAGCAGAAUCUGUGAUCCCAGUCGCAACAUUGUCACCUCCAGAAGGCAACACAACAUUUCUUGGUGGCACAACAUGGUGUGUGGCCCUUUCAGGUGUCUCUCAAAUAGAUUUGCAGAAUGCAUUAGACUGGGCCUGUGGUCUAGGCAUGGCAGAUUGCAGUCCAAUCCAAGAGGGUGGAGCCUGUUUUGAUCCUGACACUCUGGUUUCUCAUGCCUCCUAUGCUUUCAACAACUAUUACCAACAAAAUGGGAAUUCUGAUAUCGCUUGCAAUUUUGGAGGAACUGCCACCGUAACUAGAAGUGACCCUAGUCAUGGAAAAUGUAACUAUGGUGCACCUGGAUCUGUUGGGUCGUCAGCAGCUUCUUUGUUCAAGUGCAAAACAAACUUUAUAUGGUUGAAGUUUGCUGGGAUUUUGCUGCUUUUGUACUUGAGAAGAUGA
Dovyalis caffra is the source of this 525-nucleotide messenger RNA. NCBI's taxonomy places the organism in Eukaryota, Viridiplantae, Streptophyta, Magnoliopsida, Malpighiales, Salicaceae. The record is from the annotation of a GenBank genome assembly.